This is a messenger RNA of Theobroma umbraticum, 1353 nucleotides long. RefSeq lists its product as uncharacterized. The record is from RefSeq and is a predicted model, not a curated record. Gene Ontology annotation, molecular function: ubiquitin-protein transferase activity. Lineage: Eukaryota; Viridiplantae; Streptophyta; Magnoliopsida; Malvales; Malvaceae.
CUUGUAAUGCAAAUUUUCCCCCUCGGAAAAUCAAGUGGAGAGGAGAGAUCAGAAGCUUCUUCUGUUAAAAUUAAAAAUGCAGAAACUGCUGCACCUACUUUAACUGAAGCAAAAAUACAGCGUCAAGAUUUCAGCAUGUCAAGAGAAGCCAAGAGAAUUCAUGAUGACCGAGAUGUUACUAGAAAUAAUCUUCAUUUGAACGAAACACCAAAUGGAAGGUCAAAUCAUUCUGUAAAUGUCAUCAAGAAGCAGAAUCAAUUAACAGAGAUGGAAAUGCCUCAAAUUGCUUAUGUUUCAUCUGAACCUAUUGCUCAUGCAUUUUCUCUAAAAAAAUCAAAGAAAGGAGGUCCAUGCUGGGAAUAUCUGGCAGGUCAUGAAGAAGGUGAAACUUACAAGUCUAUCUUGAAUGAAACCAAGGGUCAUGCACAAGUGAAGAGGAGAAGAAGGACAAAGAGAAAGCCUUGCAAGUUUCUGACUGGCCAAAGAGAGGAUGGUUCAAAGAUUAGGACUGAGAAAGAGAUGCCAAAACCUGGUGCUAGUGAUCUUGGAAGGUCCAUUAAUUCAGGGAAACAAUUUGGUGGAACUUUAUCUUUGAAGGAGCUUCCUGGUUAUUCUUCACGCCCUGUCUGGUUUUGUCUGCUUGCAUGUCAAGAAAAGAAAGGCAUGGCAUUGCCUCAGAUACCAAAACCCUUUAUUAGUACCAGGAAUGGAGACUUAGCAGUAUCCUUUGUGAACAAGUACCUCGCUCGGAAGCUAAACCUCAAACACGAAUCUGAGGUGGAAGUCAUGUGUUUAGGUCACUCAUUGGUCCCAACCUUAACGCUUAACAACCUGAUAGACAUAUGGGUAGAUGCCGCAUCGAAUAUGGGACCAGUGUCGGUUAACUGUAAUGCAGACAAUGGUAAUGGCGGAAACUUUGUGAUGGAAUUAACAUAUAGAAGAACCAAGAAGCAGAGAGCUCUGCAGUCAAAUUUGGAUUUGAUGGAACCGUGAUAUCCUCCACCAGCGGAUGCUUUUCUUGUUGCUGAUGACCUUUUCAGAUGAUCCAGUGUGGUAAAUUGGUAAUUUUCAUAAAACAGAAAUAUCUAAAAUGGAUGCUGUGAAUUGAAAGAAGGAUUCCAAGUCCCGACCUUGCUACAGGAGCGUGAUAUCUCCUUAGUGUACCUAGAAUACAACUGUUUCAAUCAAUCAUGUUUGUCGUUUUUGUUCAUUAUUGGGUGUUGAUUUCAUUAGUUUUGGCCGACUGAUAUCAACUCAGGUCAUCUUAAUAAUUGCAAACUCAGUCCUAACGACAAGGAGGUUUGUUGUACAGUCAGUUGUCCACCGUAAUUUUCGUUCAGCUCAUUUCCUCUA